Branchiostoma belcheri (Belcher's lancelet) is the source of this 3424-nucleotide messenger RNA. RefSeq lists its product as uncharacterized. NCBI's taxonomy places the organism in Eukaryota, Metazoa, Chordata, Leptocardii, Amphioxiformes, Branchiostomatidae. The transcript is spliced from 6 exons. Bases 74 to 3367 code for a protein of 1097 amino acids. The record is from RefSeq and is a predicted model, not a curated record.
CAAAUGUCGUGACCGUUGGUGUGGGCAUUGCGGGGACAUAGUACCCAAAUCAACGUAUUAUGAUCACCUGAAGAUGUACGGAGCUGCAAUGUGCAACCAAGGCAACGAUGCUGAGCUGUCUGGAGCGUGUAACGCAAAGAAACAAAAGCUGAUGGGACAGUCAGACUCAGUCUCAGAUGGACCGUCACCUAAUGAUCAUGGCACAGAAGAAAGGCUUCCCUCAGAUGUGGACAACACACACACCAACCAACUGAUGACAGAACUCAGCAAGAUUCCUGUUCAAGGUAUGGAGCCAACAUUCCACAAUGUUGGUAGUGAAAGCUUUGAGAUACUGGAAGCUUUUGUCAGAGACAUGACAGAAGAUCUGGUCAAAGGUUAUAAAAAAGCAGAGGACCAACUGACCAAUCUCCUUCUGAAUGUGGAUGCGCAACCAACAGAUGACAGCGGCAGAAGAGGGGAGGCAGUGCAGUAUGUGCUCCAGUGCCUUCAACUUCUGGACAAGCAUGCUCAGAUCUAUGUGGAAGAAAGGCUGCACAACAUAAAGUUCAGAGAUAACACAGACAAGCUGCAGGAGGAAGAAGCUGCCCUACAAGAGUUACUCUCUCAGUUAAAAGCUGGCUUGAGUGGUACAUCCCAUGGUGGUAAUGACGACGAAUCUUCAAAACCAACAACAUCACCAGGCAGUGAUAUUGAGCAUUCUGAUGAAGAAAUCUGGUGGGACACAGUCGAGAACCUUGGGCACAAGGAAGUGCAGGAUGGAAGAAUAGAAGAGGACAGCAGUGACUCUGAGCAAGAGAUGGAAGUGGAGCAAGUGGAGGAAGAGGAAAACAGUGGUACCUUGUCAUGGAUGCACACAUUUCUGUUGUAUUUAACUGUUUGGAAAACAAACUAUAACAUUUCAGAUAAUGCCAUGGUAGGAUUGCUGUGUGUGAUAGGAUUCAUUCUGAAUAUGCUUGGCUGCCUCCUGAAUAUUGAAGUGAUCAAGAACCUUGCAACAAUGUUUCCUCGAACCAUGUAUAUGCUGCGAAAGAAAUUGAGUGUUCAAAGGGAUGAUUUUACUCGUUAUGUGGUGUGUCCAACAUGUGACUCUGUGUACACCGUGGAUGAAGCCACAAAAGUAGUAAGGAAUGGAAGAGGAAAGGUUGUCAAAAGAAAAUCUCAGAAGUGCUCCUUUGUUGAAUUCCCCAGGCAUUCACACAGAAACUUCCGCCGUCCUUGUGGCACUUUGCUCAUGAAAACAGUAGUUGGCAAAAAUGGUGUUGAGUAUGUACGCCCCAAGCGCACAUUUUGUUAUCGCAGUAUUAUAGACUCACUAUCAGAUUUAGUUAAGAGACCAGGAUUUUUGAAGAAAUGUGAAGAAUGGAGAGGCCGUAAUGUUCCAGAGGGUGUCUUUGGUGAUAUAUAUGAUGGAAAUGUGUGGAAAGAUUUCCAGCAUUACGAUGGCAAACCUUUUUUGUCUGAACCGUAUAAUCUAGGAUUUAUGAUGAAUGUUGAUUGGUUUCAACCAUAUGACAAGGUAAAGGAUUCCAUUGGUGUUAUCUAUCUGGUUGUCAUGAAUUUACCAAGAGAAGAGAGAUUUAAGAAGGAAAACAUCAUCGUUGUUGGUAUUAUACCAGGUCCAAAAGAGCCCAAAAUGCACAUCAAUUCUUUUCUAAAGCCAUUAGUCAAAGAAUUAGAAGAAUUGUGGGAAGGUGUAUUUCUCCAUGACACAUCAGCUAUAGGUUUGAACAUGUAUCGUGGAGCUUUAUUAUGUCUGUCAAGUGACAUCCCAGCCACCAGGAAAACGGGAGGCUUUCUUGGACAUAUGGCAAAGAAAGGGUGUUCGAAGUGUCUGAAGUCAUUUUUCCGUACCAGGGAAAACACAGUUGAUUAUUCAGGGUUUGACGUAGAUGAUUGGGAACCCCGUACAAAUGAUUUGCACAAAGAGUAUGCACAGAGAGCAAAAUUGGCGAAGAAUAAUGCAGAAAGGGAAAGAUUGGAGGGAUUGUUUGGAGCCAGACACAGCAGCUUGCAUGACUUGCCAUAUUUUGAUGCAGUGAGAAUGCACGUUGUUGACCCCAUGCAUAAUAUACUGGAAGGGACAGCUAAAAGAAUGAUGCAGGUGUGGAAAGAAAAGAAGAUUUUGUCUCCCGCAGCUUUUAAAGUCAUUCAAGCCAGAGUGGAUGGUAUGAAAAUCCCCUCCGAUCUUGAUUCAGGUCUCCCUCAUAAGAUCGAAGCAUCCUUUGAAGGGUUUACAGCUUCACAAUGGAAGCUGUGGGUCUGUACGUACUCUCUUUUUGCUUUGAAAGGGGUGCUAGGAGAAACAGAUUAUAACAUAUGGAAAUGUUUUGUUGCUGCUGCAAGGGUGCUCUGUAGUAGAAUAAUAACAGCCAGACAACUGGAGGAUGCUCAUCAGUGUUUGAAAAUAUUCUGCAACAGUUUUGAGCGACAAUAUGGGAAAAAAUGGUGUACAAUGAAUCUGCACCUCCACCUUCAUCUUAAACAAUGUGUGGAGGACUACGGCCCAGUCCAUUCAUUUUGGUGCUUUGCCUUUGAAAGGGCCAAUGGCACUUUAGGGGAUUACCAUAAUAACAACAAGGAUGCUGAAAUCAUUAUGAUGAGGAAGUGGCUGUUCAACUGGCAGGUGUUCUCACAACUUAGCAGUGCUAUGACACAGAACGAUGUACCACCUGAGCUUUUCCCAUCUAAACCCUCCAGGGCAGAUCAUGUGUUAACUUUAGAUCAGAUACAGAUCACAAAGAGACUGGCCGAGAGGAAUGAUUUACUUGCAGAUUUCUCGUACAACGAUUGUGAAACAAUACUCCCUCCAGUAAAGUCUUGUAGUAUGACAUAUGAUGAUAACAGGGAGUUACUGGCUAUGUUUAAAACCUUAUAUUCCCACAACAUUGUAAAUAGAGUGUCUUUAAUGUGUAAGCAGUUCGAUAGGUGUUCAGUUGGUGGAGAUUUAUUAUCCUCAGAAAAUUAUAGAACGGAUAAGGCUUCCUGUGUAUAUGCAAAAUGGUUUAAGAGCCAAGAAAGGACAGGCAAUCCCAUGAUCGACCCCACUGCUGAUGCAAGGCCUGGGCUGAUUGUCAGAAUGUUAACGGUUUCUGUUUACCUCAAUGAUAAUGAUCAUGAGAAGAAGGUACAGCACACAGUAGCGGAAGUAAAAUGGUUUAUGGAACAUGGGGAUAGAUACCAUUAUGGCAGAAAAGACAUGUGUUCUCUCUGGGAUGUUAGCUUUGAAGACUCUUCACCUGCCUCUUUCCUACCUCUGACAAGAGUUCUCUCUCGUUGUGCGUAUUCAAAAUCAAAAGUCCAACUGCCACCUACAAGGGAAGAGACUGUAUACACCAUUGUACCUCUGUUGUCUGUUAGAUGUUUUUAAAUUAUGAAUAUUAUGCUAUGUGUAUGAGAUAUUAAGAUAUAUUAUGCUAUGUGUAUG